This is a messenger RNA of Sitodiplosis mosellana (orange wheat blossom midge), 7114 nucleotides long. RefSeq names its product polypeptide N-acetylgalactosaminyltransferase 13-like. Lineage: Eukaryota; Metazoa; Arthropoda; Insecta; Diptera; Cecidomyiidae. The transcript has 9 exons. Gene Ontology annotation, cellular component: Golgi apparatus. Bases 208 to 2586 code for a protein of 792 amino acids. The record is from RefSeq and is a predicted model, not a curated record.
GUUGAUACAUUUGAAAUAUAGAGCGUAGAAGCGGUUGAUGAAUCGCAGUUUCGGGUUUUGCCACGAUUAUUAUUUGAACAGAUGCAAGACCGUUGCGUAAACAAAUGGUUUAGUCCGAUUCGGUGCAGUUUCUAAUGAGUAUAUUUCACGUUCUUAUCUAAGAUUGUCCUACGCACUUGAUUGGAGCAGACAAAGUUUUGAUCGAUUAUGCAUUUCCUCAACAAAAAAUCCGAUGACGUUGAAAAAUGGAAGGGUCACAGUUAUGGAUGUGCUUUGAUGAACGACGCACAAGGCACCGUAUUUGGACUGAUUUUAAAAGUAAUGGCGCUCGCUUUUAGGCGAUAUUGGAGGCUACUCUGGGUGUGCUUCAUUCUCAGUGGAAUCUUUUGUAUUUGUUUCAUUAUUUUUCAAAACAAUGAACCAUCGAUUGAAAUUCGUGACGAGGCACCCGUUGCGAGUCGUCAAAAUGUUUUCUAUCAAUCUUUAAGUGAGAAACUGGCAUUGCCAUUAUUUCAUCCGAAGCAAUUGAAGAUUGAAAAUAAAGAGAAACCAAAAAAUUCACCAAUAUCGAAAGAAAUUCAGCGAAGUAAACAUACCCAAAUUAAGAAACCAAUCGAUAUCGAUGUGAGGAAACUUGUUGAAAUCGAGAAGCAUGCUAAGAAACCACAAAGAGCUCAAAAUCAUGGUGAAAUAUUGAAUAAAGUGUUUGAUAAAAAAUUCGACAGCAAUAAUAAGUUAGAACAAAAACACAGUUCGCGGGAAAUAAUCGCACAAAAAUCUAUUAAAAUUGAUAGAAAAAAGCCAGUCGAAGUCAGCGGUAGUGUUUUGAAACACACCAAUUCAAGAGGUCGAAUUGUACAAGACCAAAUGAAAAUGAGAUUCAAAGUUAAAAUACAGGACAAGAAUAAACGACUGCCAAAAUAUUAUGACGAUAAUUUACGACCAAACUGGACGUUCAAUAUAUCGCGAGAAUACGAUGAUAAAUUAUUACGUCAAUGGACUGAGCCAAUUGCAGUGAAUGUAGAAGACCCAUCGGCUCCAGGAGAAAAUGGAAGUGGAUUUGUUGCAUCAAAAGAUGAGGAAGAACUUAUGCAGAAGCUCAAGCACGAACACAACUACAAUGUUCUGGCAUCCAAUCGAAUUUCAUUGCAUCGAUCAUUGCCCGACUCUCGAUCGUCCGAGUGUCUAAAUCUCAUUUAUCCCACAAAGCUGCCCACAGUAAGUGUGGUGAUUGUAUUUCACAACGAAAUUUGGUCAACAUUAUUCCGAACGGUAUGGAGUAUAAUUGAUCGAUCACCGCCUGAGCUAAUUGAGGAAAUAAUCCUAGUAGAUGAUGCAAGCACAUGGGAUUUUCUUCAAGGACCACUUGAUAAUUAUAUCAAAACACUACCAGCCAAAGUGAAAGUCCUUCGAAUAGCAAAACGUGAAGGUUUGAUUCGGGCACGUUUAGUUGGCUCUAGAAUUGCUAAGGGAAGCGUUCUCACUUUCUUUGACGCUCACAUGGAAUGUUCACCCGGCUGGUUGCCACCAGUGCUCGCUCGCAUCGCCAGUGAUCGAUCUGUGGUUGUUGUACCUCUCAUUGAUGGAAUUGAUUCCAACAAUAUGGCCUAUUACCCUAUUCGGGAUGUGCAAAUUAACACCCUACGAUGGCAUCUUAUAUUUAAUUGGAUGUCCGUUCCGCAAAGAGAGUUGAAUCGUACCCAAAAUGAUGUAACGGCUCCCAUUCGUAUUCCAUCGCAUGUUGGAUGUGCCUUUUCAAUAGACCGUGAGUUCUUUUUUGAAAUUGGCUCAUAUGACGAAGGGAUGGAUAUCUGGGGCGCAGAAAAUGUUGAAUUGGCAUUUCGGGUUUGGUUGUGCGGUGGAGCACUUGAAGUACAUCCCUGUUCACACGUCGGCCAUCUUUACAGAGUGUCAACUUAUUCUUUCAACGGCGACGCACAAGUUAUUAAAGAACGAAACAAUAAUCGACUGGUCGAGGUGUGGUUGGAUGAAAAAAGUAAGGAGCUUUACUAUGCAGCUAGACCAGAAUCAAGAAAAUAUUCACCGGGCAAUUUGACGGAACGAUUCAAUCUGAAAAAGCGUUUACAAUGCAAGAAUUUCCAAUGGUAUUUGGACAAUAUUUAUCCGGAAAGCCUCUGGAAUCGAGAGUAUCACAUGAUGGGACUUCUGGCAAAUGUGGAACGGAAAGCAUGUUUGGAUAUUUUUACAGCAGCAAUUAGAGGAAAGCUUAUUGUAUACCGUUGUCAUGGAUUUGGUGCAAAUCAGUUUUUUGCAUUUGCAAAAUCGGGCCAAAUCAUUUCGGUGGAAGACCUGUGCAUCGGCGUCAAUCAUGAUAAAACAGUGAUUUUGGUGCAAUGCUCCGACAAUGACAAAUCACAACUUUGGGAUUUUGAUAAAAUGAAGGGAUGGAUUGUGCACAGAGAAAGUAGUUUGUGUAUGCAGAACAACCAAAGUGAUGUAAUAAUUGGAGCGUGCAACGCAACCGAUAUACGAACGAAAUGGGAUUUCAAAUCCACCUGGCGAAAAGAAGUGCCGGAGGCAGAAAAAUUAACUAUAGAGAAGGUUAAUUUAAAGAGCAACCCCUGAAAUCGAGGAUAAUAAAUUGAUUGUCAGUAAGAUAUAGUGUAAAAAAGAAACAUCUUCGAUUUGUAUUCAAAUAUAAUUUUAUUGUUGUUAUGUAUUUCGAAUUACUUUUUCAUUCACGAAAUCGUUUCCUACGAUUUGCUUUAUUUGAAGAGCAGUUCAGAUUAUUCAGGUACAUUCGUACAUGUAAUUAAGUUUCUGCUUGUCUUCUUUAGACAUACCCUUCCGAUUACCAAUAACAUUUUGUUUGCUUGGAUCCUUGAAAAAAUAUCAACACAUGAAUAGAACUUCAACAAAAAAAAUCCAAUUAAAUUGUAAUGUACUUUAGUUUUGAUAGUGAGUUUGCCAUUUUGCGAGAAUGAUUUUCCAGCAUAAUGCAUUAUGCUGCUAUAAUCAUAUUCGCCACCCAUGUGUGAUACUACGUUGUCACCCAUCAUUUCAAAUUGUCCAGCAUUACCUGGUUCAAUGUUUUCCCAUAAAAUCUCAACAUAUUUAUCCCGAUCAAAUGAACUUUGCAUAUGCAAGAACCCAAGAGCUGAAUCGGUAAACAAACAAUACAGUAAAUAAUUAACCAAAGAAAUGAAGAAAUCUGAAAAAAUUCAUUCCCACCAUGCAUUAUUUCAUGGAUAAUAAUGCCAGGAAAUUGGCAGCCCUUUGCUAAGUUCAAUACUUGUCUUGUGCCUAUAUAGCCUACAUUAGAAUAACAUCCACUCUUGGUAGCCUGCAACAAAUGAUAAUUCGAAUAUUUGAUGUUUUAUUUGAAUCAAAUUAUACACAAAACGAUCAAUUUUACCUGAAAAUGAACAUAGUUUGGUUCAUUGGUACGUUUUUUAAACUUAAUGCACGAGCCCGAUGAUAUAUGUGACAUUGCGUCUUGGAUUAACUUUUCCUCGCCACUCAAUUCAUCUCCAAUAUCAUAAAUGAGUGUAUUCCCAGGCCAACGUAAAUUUGGAUCAAUCACCCCAUUGAAUUGGUUAAAAGCGAGUUUUUGCUUUUCCGUCAAUACAAUGUCUCCCUGGAACCAUUUUCCAUAUUCAGGAUCUAAAGUAUAAAAAGAAAAAUACAAAAAUUCAACAGUUUUCUAAAAUUUUUGGCUUUUUCAAUUGUGAUUUUGACAACUUUCCUUCUUCGACUGCAUUUACUGCAGAAUCCAGAAUGAAAUCUAGUGAAAGAAACACGCAAAUUAACACCAACCAACUCAUGUCACAAUGCAAUGAUCGAUAUAUUAAGCUGAAACGUAAUACUUCUUAUCAAACAAGCCUCAUUUUGGCUUUUAUACUUUCUCUUUCUUCGGUCUAUUUGUUUUUCUAAUUAGUGCAAUUUCGUCAAUUUUUGAUUAGAAAAUUCCGCAAAAAUUCAUUCGACAUGCACCAAAACAACAGUUACGACAUUUCACAGAUUAGAAGCAAACAUGUAAUAUAUUACUUUUCCGUACACAUAGUGUCAAGAGAAAGUAUAGGAAUUGGUCCCGAAAACGUUUUUUUCCCGUAAAAUUAGUUUAGAUCAUGAAAAAUCAUGAAACGCAUAGAAAACAAGACCGCAGAGCUUCGCUUCGUUCCGCUCUGUGUUCUUGAGUUUUUAGUGACUUAAUCUAUUUUGUUGUUUCACAAAAAACUAUUUUUUGGUGCACUACAUGAAAUGUAUUUCAUCAAAGUAACUUUGAAGUAAUAUAUUUAUUUGCAAAAUGAAUUACAAGAUCUUCGUUUAAUUUCUUUUUUGAAAUAUACUGCCUUUGGUUUAAAUUAAAUAAAUAAUAUGAGCAUAGAAUCUAAAAUCACUUUAAUUCUAGUCAAGACUAGUAGCUCUACAUUUCAUAUAGUGCUAAAAAGUACGAACAACAGUAUGUACGAAGAUUCUUUUUAUUUCCUUCAUGUAUUUAUAGUAGAGUGGGCAGAAAAGGUGCAAGACUAGCGCAGCGAACGGAAUUAAUAAAUAUCAGAAUAAAUCUCAAGAAUGAAUCAGAAUAAAAAGAAAAUUGCAAUAAUGUGUCAAAGUGUGGAAUUUCAUGUAAAUCUAUUGGCAAAUAUGAGGUGUGAUCAACAGUUCAGAGUUCAAAGAUCUGAUUUCAAAAAAAGAGUGUUACUUGAUUGUGUGUGAUGAAACGAGCAAUAGCUACGUCGAGCAAAACCUAAUAUUGCCUUGAAUUCAUAGUAUUAUGAAAUGCCGAUUAGAGCUCGCAAAAUCCUACUGUAUCCGAGUGAAAAUAGUAAAGUUAGAAGUGAAGUUUUUUAAACAGGCUUCAUGAUUAUCACAUAAUUCAUUAUUUAAACGCAAUAAUUUACUAUGCUCAAUAAUAAUACAAUACCGAUGUUGCGUAGGGCUACAAUACUGAGGUUGUCUUUCUGAUAAGAGGCCAGUGACAGAAUUCUAAAAUUCGUUAGAGCAUAAUCACUGGGGUACUAAACUCAACCGAAUAUGGUUCAAAAAUCGCAUUAAAAUUGGAAAGAAUGAUAAGUGUUGUACGCUACAGUUUGCACAUCGUCUAAAGGUCUCUUCCGAUUAUUCUACUGGGCACAUAUCAGCUAGCAUGGUGAUACGCUACAAACAUGAAAUCAGUAUUCAUUUGACUGUAGCCGAAGUAACGUCACUUGUCAAAUAGUGUCCAUUUUUGAGCAUGAUUAAGAUUGCUCUUUUAUUCAUUUGCCGAAAAAAACGGAAAUACAAAGAGAUGUGAGCAUUGUGAAAACAAAAAUCGUAAAUUUUGGCACUUGAACUGAUAUUUACCGGAACCAACAAUCAUUGUAGUAAAGUGUGUAUCACACUUCACAUAUUUCGACAGUUACGAUAAUCGUCGCAGCAAAACGAUUUGAAGCGAGUGAAAAAAAGAUUGUGUAAAAUUCAACAGUUAAAAUGUCGUACGUGUUUUUACUUCCGAUCGCCGUAUUUUUGGUGUGUCAAAUUACAUUUUUUAGCACAAGUUUUGCUGCCAUUUGGCAAGGGCAUGCAUCUGCGCCGUAUAUUAGUGAUGGUGCGACACUUUCACCCGAGAGCUGUUUUUUCGGUCAGUUUGUGAAUAUGGGUGCCGUUUUACUUGGAAUCGUUGUCUACAUUCGAUAUCGCCAAAUUGAGGAGCUCAUGUACGAUUACGCUGACCUCAUCAAAUCCGUUGAGAAAAUGAACAAAGCAGCAAUGUGGUAUGGGUUUGCUGCAUGCUUGGGCUUAAGUAUGGUGGCCAAUUUUCAGUUGACAAAUGUGCCUAGCGUACAUUAUUUUGGUGCUUUAUCCUGUUUUGGAAGUGCAAGCGUUUAUAUUUGGUUUCAAGGGCAUAUAACGUAUUAUGCACGCGCCUAUACUGGAUCAUUGCGGAUGGCUUACUUUCGAUUUGGAUUGGCUUUUUUGUGUACGUACUUUUUCUUCGUCGCAAUUCUCACGAAUUGCGAAUCUGUUCGGGUGAUAUUUGGGGAGAAGCCACCGAAACACUGUAGCUACCAUGAAGUGAGCGUUACAUCCGAAUGGAUUGUUGCGACGAUACUUUGCAUAUACAUACUGUCAUUUACCGACGAAUUCCGGCGAAUCUCCUUGAACCAUCCGAAAAUUAUGAUAGACAAAAGUGAAAAUCUUAGUUUGACUGAAUCCAGUCAAGCCACUGAAUCGGUAUCCAUUUCCAUUGGGAUAGCGUCAACCAUUUCAACGGUUUCGGAUGGAUGUCGUUACAUUGAAACUCAUAUUCAGCUAGACGAUUCACCACUAUGUCAAAAAGGAGUGUCAACAAUAUGCCCACAAAAGCGAAUCGUGUGAAAUGCUUUAGUUAAUUUUAGUGUUUCAGAUGAUUUUAAGUUGGUCAUGCUAAUUAUUGAAUCCAAAAUGUAGCCACUUUUGAGGGGUUUUGUUUUGAACAGUGUUGCAAAUCAGUAGACAUCAAUAUACUAUACCAGCGGUAUAUACCGAAGUAUUCUUUUAUACAUAAUAUGAAGAAGAGCCUUUUGCAAUUAAAAAAAAAUGAUGCAAAGUCAUUAAAAAUGUUUGAAAUGUAAAACUUUAACAAGUUUGACAGUUUUUAGUUUUUUUGAGAUUGUUUUUACUAUGUGUUUAAUGAUUCUAAAGGCAUGGUAUAUUAUUCGUUGUAUAGACCGGUAUAUACCGUCACAGUAUACGGUAUAUCUCUCAACACUGGUUUUAAAACUAUAUCGCUGUUCACAUGUUUUAAGUCAAAAAUAAACUGAUUGCCAUUGAGUUUGACAUAGAGUAACGGUUAACUGAUCUCAUUGAAUCUCAGCAAAAUAAUGAUAUUCAAAUAAUGUUGAUAAAUCGAGGGAAACUUGUAAUUUAUACGAUAAUAGUACGGACACAGUUAAAUGUGUGGAAUUGAAAAACCAAAUCAAUUUAUUUGACAAAGUACGCACUAGAUAGACUUUCGACGUAUUUGAAAAUAGAAAGUAUAAAAGUAGUGCAAAUUUAUUUCCUCAUUGCCGCUAACUUAUUAGAAUGAAGUGUGUUCAAUUUAAUGGAAAAAAAAACUGUAACGGAAUAUUCCAAAUUCGAUGCAAAUGAUGAGAUUAGCAAAUAAAUGAAAAUAUUCAAUCGAAUAAAC